UGUGUUUCUCUGCAAAAUAAUAACGAUUUUCAAAAUAUUUUCGAAUAUUUCUGUCUUUAUGCGAAGCUUAUUUCGAAACUGACUCUGAAUAAUCUACUUGAAAUUAGUAUUACUUUCAACUUUUUUUUUUUUUUUUCAUAAGCGACGUAAGCAAAAAAUGAUUAAAAAGUUAUUGAUUUACUUUUGGAUCAAAUGAUUUGGAUAAAAAGGUCAAAUUAAUGGAAUCGCCAAGUACAUCCGGAAUAGCCGAUGCCAAUUUUACGGAUGUAUUCUCCACUCUGCAUUUGUUGAGAAACUACAACGGAUUUUUAUCGUCUCAAUCAGAUAAUCCAAUGUAUGGUACUCGUCCUCACUCAGAUUUAAACCCGAGCGAAUCGAAGAUGGUAGCAUCGAGGACCAUGCUGAGUAGGGGUGACAUGCCUUUAUCGCCACUUUCAUCGUCAACCUCAUUCACCCUGAGUGGCCUAUUUCAACCACCUCUGCUAAGCAGUGUGCAACCGCUCAUCCCGACGGUUGCUUUAUGCCCUUCUUUCACAAAUGCUAAUGCAGCUGCAGCGUUCAUCGAGAACGCCGUCAUCUCGAGUAUUCAGCAACCGAAGAGGCACAGAAGCGAGAAAACGCCCAUACCGGACGAACAAAAGGACGAAAAAUAUUACGAGAGGCGGAAGCGCAACAACGAGGCUGCGAAAAAAUCCCGCGACGCUCGCCGAAUAAGGGAAGAUCAGAUAGCUCUGAGAGCGACGAUGUUGGAGCACGAGAACGCGAUACUGCGAGCGCAACUCGUGGCGAUGCGCGAGGAAUGUCAGCUGCUGCGUCAGAUGCUCAUAAAGCAACGGAUGCCGCCGCUGGUGCAAUCCACCUGCGAUUAUCAAUUGAACGUCCGAGAAAAUCCCCCGACCGUAUCUCUGCUGACGCCCUCGACGCCGACUUCGUCCUCUGUCAAGGGUUGAGAGAAAGGAAAAUCAGUUACCUUUAUCUAGAUCAGUAGAUGUUAUUUUGUAAAUCUAGUCGAUUUGUUUAACUUCUUUUAACUGUGAUGUCCAAGUGCAUUUAUUGUAUAAUAAAUAAAGUGUAUCAUAAUCUUGAUAAGUAGAAAAGUAAACUUAAUCAGAUAAGCGAUAUAUGAAAUUCGACGAAAUUGUUUAGAGUGCGACGCACCGAUGUUUUGUGC
Messenger RNA from Trichogramma pretiosum, 1171 nucleotides. RefSeq names its product hepatic leukemia factor. The coding region runs from base 219 to 950 and encodes 243 amino acids. Gene Ontology annotation, molecular function: RNA polymerase II cis-regulatory region sequence-specific DNA binding; DNA-binding transcription factor activity, RNA polymerase II-specific. The transcript has 4 exons. Lineage: Eukaryota; Metazoa; Arthropoda; Insecta; Hymenoptera; Trichogrammatidae. Gene Ontology annotation, biological process: regulation of transcription by RNA polymerase II. The record is from RefSeq and is a predicted model, not a curated record. Gene Ontology annotation, cellular component: nucleus.